AAGUUUAAUUUAGAUGGACUAUUAUCGAAAGUUAGAGAAAAUAGGCCAAGGAACCUAUGGCAUUGUAUACAAAGGACAAGAACAAGACGGAACCAUCUAUGCUAUGAAAAAAAUUUAUCUAGAGAAACUCAAUAUAGGAUUACCUUGUGUUGUGAUUCGAGAAAUAUCUUUAUUAAAGGAAUUGCAGCAUCCCAAUAUUGUCAAGCUUUGUGACGUUAUUCAUUCAAAGAAAAGUCUCACACUCGUGUUCGAAUUCUUAGACCAAGAUUUAAAAAAGUUGCUCGAUGUUUGUCAAGGAGGUUUAGAUCCAACUGUUGUGAAAUCUUUUAUGUUUCAACUUUUACGCGGUGUCUCUUAUUGUCACGACCAUUGUAUAUUGCAUCGGGAUUUGAAACCACAAAAUUUGUUAAUUAAUAGAGAAGGUUUUCUGAAAUUAGCCGAUUUCGGACUUGCUAGAGCAUUUCGGAUUCCUGUCAAAUCGUAUAGUCAUCAAGUUGUCACAUUAUGGUAUCGCGCACCCGAUGUGCUCAUGGAAUCCAAAAAUUAUUCUACACAUGUUGAUAUUUGGAGUGUUGGAUGUAUUUUUGCUGGUAAAGGCAAAUAUUUCAAUAUUAUUAUUUCUCUUCCCAACAUAAUUCUAGAAAUGAUUAACGGGUACCCAUUGUUUCCUGGAACCAACGAACAAGAUCAACUUUUACGGAUUUUUCAAAUUUUGGGUACACCUACGCUCCAAACCUGGCUAGAAAUUUUAAAUGUGACGCACUUUGAUAAAAUGUUUCAAAAGUAUGACCCUCGACCAUGGUCCUCGAUAGUACCUAGCUUAGAUAAUCUUGGUGUUGAUUUACUUUCAAAAAUGUUACACUACAUUCCUCAUAAGAGAAUUUCCGCUAAAGAAGCGCUACAGCAUCCUUAUUUUACAUGAUAAAAUGACUUCAGAGAAUGCCAACUAGUCAUCUUCAUAUGAGAUCAAUUCAAAAAGCAAACUGUUCAUAAGAGAAUUCUUGUUGUCGUUUAAAUUUUAUACAUUAAUACUGUUCAAAUAUCAUUUUGGAUAAACAAAGUAAUAAAUGAAAAAACUAUCAUUGAAAUUAAUUUUUCGAAAAGAAUUCGCUCAGUCAAUAAUAUAAAAGUUAAAAAUUUAGUAAAAUAUUGACC
This is a messenger RNA of Hylaeus volcanicus, 1155 nucleotides long. Its product is annotated as cyclin-dependent kinase 2 homolog. The record is from RefSeq and is a predicted model, not a curated record. Gene Ontology annotation, biological process: protein phosphorylation. Bases 14 to 922 code for a protein of 302 amino acids. The transcript is spliced from 7 exons. Gene Ontology annotation, molecular function: cyclin-dependent protein serine/threonine kinase activity; ATP binding. Gene Ontology annotation, cellular component: cytoplasm; nucleus. NCBI's taxonomy places the organism in Eukaryota, Metazoa, Arthropoda, Insecta, Hymenoptera, Colletidae.